CUGUAGGAGAAGAAGAUACAAGCAGAUGAAGAGUCAACUGAUGAUCACUAUAAAGAAUAUAUGGAAUGAUAUAUUAGAAGAUUUGCAACCGGUUAGUUUUUACCUCUAUAGGCUUAGCCCUUCAAACAAUAUAUUAGAAGAUUUACAACAAAUUAUCACUAGUUCUAGUAGCUUGCUAUCUGCUUGCGAGGUCGUAGAGCACUUGAUCACACUUGUGUUUAGAAAUUAGGUAUCAGAUAUAGAGAAUGUUUUUCGGCUGGGAAGCGGACGAAAGGCAUCCACCGAAAAG
Molecule: messenger RNA, 289 nt
Organism: Amoebophrya sp. A25
Lineage: Eukaryota; Dinophyceae; Syndiniales; Amoebophryaceae
Source: the annotation of a GenBank genome assembly